This is a messenger RNA of Spirometra erinaceieuropaei, 10056 nucleotides long. The record is from the annotation of a GenBank genome assembly. Lineage: Eukaryota; Metazoa; Platyhelminthes; Cestoda; Diphyllobothriidea; Diphyllobothriidae.
AUGUUCGAUUUUGGCUUCACAAACUAUAUGCGGUAUGCAUAUCCACUAGACGAACUGGACCCAAUCCACUGUGCUGGCAGGGGAUAUGACUUUGCCAACAGGCACAACAUAAACGUCAAUGACGCGCUUGGCAACUAUCAACUGACCUUGGUGGACUCUUUGGACACGCUGGCCGUUUGUGAUAAGCUUUUCUAUCGUAUUUGUAUUUGCAGAUAUUUGGGAACGUUUCAGCCUUUAAACACGCAGUCGGCCUGAUUACUCACUCACUACACUUUAACGUCAGUACAAUAGUACAGGUCUUCGAAUCAACUAUUAGGUAUGCAUCCAGUACUUCCCCCGCACUUUCAUAGAGUUAUUGGAGGUCUCCUUUCGGCCCACCUUAUGAUUACCGACCCUAAAAAGAGGUUCGAAUCCCUUCGGCCGGACCAUUACGCCGACGAGCUCUUGUCUCUUGCUCAUGACCUAGCCAAUCGGAUUAUUGUUGCCUUUGAGGUGAGUAGGCGCUUAUCUUAUAUAGUCAGUUUUAUUUCUAAACUUUUCCUGACAGACUAACUAACUUGCCUUCAUUAUGCAUGCCGAAGGUAGCGGCUGCACUGCGACAGCCUUGUCAUGUAUUUCUAUCUAUCCGUUAUGCCGUCGAAGCUACUACUACCACUGUCAUUACUACCAUUGCUAAUUUGAAAAUAACACCACUACACUUUCCUCAGCCCCCUCGUAGACGACCUCUCCCGACAUUUCAGCAGUUUUAGGGGAAUCAGAAAUUACACUAGAUGUUCCGGCUAUGCCGAAAAGGGUUGUAAAUCAGGUGCGAUAUAUCUUUACGUUUAUUCUGCAGGAUGGAAAAUGCAAAGAAUGCAGAAUGCUGUCUGUGACACAUCUAAGUACUGGUCCCUAUCGGCUAGACUUAGCAAACGAAUAAUCCUCGUUUACCACUGUUUAAAAAGAACGUAAAUACCACCGUUGCCCUUCAUAACCAGCUUAUUACUUCGCUUUUACCAAUUACACAUUGUGCACGCCCGAAAGACGCCAUACCUUUAGAUCGGCCGUACGGGAAUCUUCCAUCACAACCGCUCUUGGCACCACCGCCUUCUGUUACUUGGCACAAACGAAAGAAUGAUGCAGUAGGCAGCGCAAAAACAACGUUGCAACAAUUUGCAAUGCGUUAAGUUACCCACCCACAGCCAACUCUGGAGCACAGCGGGAGAAAUUACCCCCAGUAUGCAGCUUAUUUUUCACAGAAUGGCGUGAUGUCACGUUAGUUUUCAAUGGGGUCGUUCGGCACGAUCACACCCUUCGCACUGAAGAUCGCAGAGUUCUUGGCCUCGCAUAGCAUGUCGCCCCCGAAAAGCGUUCACUUAGACGAUCUUGGCGAUACCUAGCUUGGUUUUGUUUGCUUUUCUCGUGUACACUUCGGGACAAGACAGUUGGUCCUGACAGCAGUAUUUUAUUGGUAAACGUAGUGACAUUUUAGGAUAUGGAUUUUGUUCAGCGUAUGAAGACGAACGUACGGCAGUCCAUGACGCCCUUUGGUGAAUCUAGAAAUAAAUUAUAGUUGCUUUGCCACAUGACGAAAUUAUGGAUACUUGUAGUAAAUUAGGUCAUUUUUUAUUCCAGUCCACAACACAGUUGCUUAGUAUGCAUCUAUCAGUUCGAGGAGAAACUAUCGUGAUAAGUCGCGUUCACUUGCCUUUAGUCUUGAUCUUCGCGUUAACUUAAUCUUACAGGUUUAGCUGGUGUUCAGUAUCACGCGAUUUUUUGUUAGUACACGAGUCCACAGAGAUCUUGUUUUUUGCCUUGGCCAGUUGAGCUUCCAAAUGGACAAUUCCUUUUAGAAAGUUUAUUUUAAGGCAGGUGUAAGUCUGCCGAGCCGUACAUGACCAAGCUGUUGCACACACAGGAAAGCCGUAUUAUUAGGGGCUUUAAUUUGUCUUUCAAGCCUUAAAUAGUUCCCUAGUACUCGAACAGCCAAGCUAUAUGAUUGCAUCAUUGGCUUGUAUUUUACGCCUGUCCUGUUUUUUGUUCUGCCUUUUUGCAUGCCGACUUUAUGCUUGAUAUUAACACCAUCCUUUUACGGUCCAUGCACUAAGGGAACGCCGAGCGGUAUUCCUUUUCCUAGGGUCAACCUGGGUCUAGCCUCCGUCGAAACACUCGGCUACAGCCACACCUGUCUUGCGGGAGCCGGUUCCCUUCUCUUGGAAUUUGGCACGCUGAGUCUUCUUCUCCAAGAUCCUACCUACGCAGCAACUGCUCGCAGGGUUGUUCUACAACUGUGGAAGAGACGUUCCAAUGUGACUGGGCUACUGGGUAAGAAAUCUUUCCCUCCCUUCUUUAUAUGAUACAGAAAAGAGUCUGUCUGCUGCCAGUCUUAGUUAGGAGUGCACCUUUAAAUGCGCUCGUUGAGUAAGCGAGGGUGAACCCAAGUAUCCACACUUGCAUUAUACAGCGUGUAACCGAUCUCAUGAAAUGUUGACCGAAAUUCUGAAAUGAGUUUUCGAUUAGGAAGGGUUACUUAAGUGGGGUUGUAAUACUGAUAAUCGUGGAGCGUAAUCCCAAGAUAUUUAAGUCUCGCCAGGAUGCCGGCUUUUCAAUGUAUUUCUACACGACCGCCUACAAACACCCCACUUAAUAUCAAUGGCCGCUUAAGUAGAGUGAAUUUUUCUGUUCCUCUUCUAUUUCCUCAUAAAUUUAAACAUAAUCUGUAAAGGACGAGCACAAAGAUAUUCUUUCCUACACUCGUUUGAUAUCAGCUCACAUCUUCAAUUCUGUGCUCGAGUAAAGUGUAUCUUUCGCUUUUAAAAAUUGUAAUUAUGAGACUUUUUAGGGCUGUGAAACUUCCAUUCAAAUACUAUCGUAUCUGUCCGUUUACUAAUGCUCCUUAUAAAAUGCACGUCCAUUGUUUCAUAUACUGUCGUAGUGACAUAGAGCUGUGUGAUUUUUUUCACAUUAUAAGUAUGCAACCCGGAACGCAAGUGCAACGACGGACCUGAUUCAGGAUAAUUCGGGAAUUGGAAAACUUCCAAAACCCAAUUAUACCCUUUUCUUAAGUAUACAGUUUGAUGGAGGUGUGAUUUGCUACGAAACGAGUUAAAGAGCAUAUCCUUGUGCAUGUCUUCCAUAAAAAUAUGUUUGUUGACAUCACAAAAAUGCAUACACAAAGGCCAUUUUUUGUGGGGUACGGUUUUCAGAGGCGAUCGAAUGGGAUUGCUUUCAAAGGCCGACAUCCUACCGUGAUAAAAAUACCCUGGAAUUAUGCUGCACGAUGAUCAGUAUUACACUUAAGUAAUCCUUCCUAAUCGAAAACGUAUUUCAGAAUUUUAGUUAAGACUUUCAUGGAAUCGGCCGCUGACUGUAAUACUUGUGUCUUUUCAUUCGGUGGUCUCUUGCUUUGUCCGAUCCAGAGUCCCAUUUUAACCUUUUCGUACACCUAGGCACUGACAUUGAUCUGAUGACGGGCAAGUGGAUCAAUCAGAUGACUGGCGUUGGUGCUGGGCAGGAUUCCUUCUACGAGUACCUUCUAAAGGUGCAUGCCAACUUUUUUUAACUGCAAUUUGGCACACAAAUGGGCUCUUUACUGCGUGCGUUUUUCUAUUGUCCCUUCAUUCCUAAUUUGGUGGUCGCUUGCAGAAUUAGCGAUCUCGGUGAGAAGGAGGAACCUCGAUACCCAACAGGCUUUACUCAUCUAUUGCUGUCAGUACCGAGCUGGAAUGGACCUAAAGCCACGCGGUCCACUUUUUGCAUGGUUCGCCUGACCCGCCAGAACGACAUAAACUGCAUUGUACACCUUUUUGGAAUUUUCUCGUGUUCCUAGUAGUGUGCGGCUUCGAUAUUUGUAGGUCAGAUCGCCGGUUAGAGAUUGCAAAAAGGCAGUCAGUCCUAGCGGAUGAAAAUACUUCAUUAUUAAGCGUUUCGUCUAUUAGAAUAGUUUUUACACUGACUCGCCGGUACUGCUUUACUAUUGUGACUGAUGUAGGUCUUGUUGGAUAAACCAGUGAGAGUUGGUCUAAACUAUCUUAGUAUCCGACCUACCUCCUUUUUGUGUUCCUUAACGUAUAAAAGAUCAGGCUGUCUCUAAGUAAAGCCAAAAAGGUGUUGUCCAACCAUUAUACACUGCCACAACUCAGCUUACUUGUCAAUUUUGUUGAUUCUGAGAAUGACAGAUGUAAGCCAUCUGACACUGCAGGAUGCCCAAGAAAUCACCUCGCAGGCGAUCUUUUGAAAAUUUCAAGUCGAUUACGACCCAUGCUUACCAUUGGCUUUGGCGAGAUGUUUCUUUAAGAGGUGGUUUCUACAGGUUUCCGAUUUCGUCCUGCCCAUUAUAGAGUCGAAUAGCCUUUGAUGACAAGCAGAUGGGACGGAUGUUUGAUGCUGCCCUGCGCAGCCUGAACUAUCAUCUGCGCGGCAAUGAGACCAGUUGCACCCGGGAAGAUGGCCUGCCCUCUGCCUACUGGAAUGUGAAUAUGUUUACGGGUGAUAUUGCAAACUACUGGAUUGAUUCUCUCCAGGCAGCCUGGCCAGGAAUAUUAGUGAGUGUAUCCUCCAUUCACUCGAACCUGGACACAGGCCUAUUUGCCGCAUUUUUAACUUAUCAUUGCUUUUGAAUAUCGGUAGUUCUUGAUGUCGGUAUCUACGACUUCAUUCCUCACUAAGGCUACCUGUCUACUCAUUGAACGCUACGGAACAAUUGCUAAGGUGUUCAGUUAGGACGCCGACGAAGUGGCAUGAAAAAGCGCUUGCUAUUGUUAUCAGUAGUGGUGGCGUAGGCGCUGCCUUAUUUGCUUUGGCGUAUUCCUAUGCCGACCCCGCUAGCUUCUUAAUAUGUCAUAGGGAGUCUUAAAAAGCUAUGUCCUUGCAAUAUCUCUGGCAACUGACCGUUCUGACUAUGGUCCGCACAAAACUGUCCCAAUCUGCGAUUGUGCUAUUUUCCAUCCUGCUCUUGCUUACUGCUGCUUGGAACUUCUGUAUGCACCCGAAUCUCCUUAUCGUCAUCGUUGCUUCACCGCAUAUCAAUAUCACUCGGAUGGACCUUUCAGUGCACUAUCUCGGAAGAUAACAUGUCAUUCAAUACGCCGAGUGUUGGGACCAUCAGGGCGUUGAAUUGCCUCAAUCGUAUCCCCACAACCUUUCUUCCAGACAAUCUCGUCGAGGAGGAUGUUAAACGAUGAGUCAGCGCAACAGCUACUGUCUUUUGAACCUAAAAGGAUGUCCGUCGGAUUGAUCCUGUAUAAAUCGUUGUAUUCAGGGUAACGGUUCGAUCAGUGUUUUGUGCGGCUGUGGCUCUGUGCCCCGUGAAAACCCCCGACUUGUGAUUAAGAGGAGAGAAUCUUGCUGUUUAAUCCAUGGUCUUGUCUCUCCACUGGGUAAAAUUGUCCGGUGUGUGCCAUACUGGCACUUUGUCUGCGUGCAAUAGAAUUGUAGCUGUAGGAGGGACUAAUUGUCUUAAGUCAGUUAGGCGUUUGGUGUCUGGCUUUCGGCAAUAGCAGCAUGACUUGCUAACAGCUGCUAGAAUCUAAACACUCCAGCGUGAAUCGUCUCAGUCUUCAUUUCUUAAUGGAUGCCUUUAACCGUAAGCAGUCGUUGAGUUUUUUCUCAUUUUAAACUCCCACAGGCCCUUGCAGGUAAUGUUGAAGAGGCUAAAUGUCAGCACAGCAUCCACCUCUCCAUAUGGAGACGUUUUGGUCUACCGCCUGAGCGCUAUAAUGUGCUAUCCAAGCUGCCGGACCUCUCGUUCUAUCCGUUGCGACCCGAGUUUGCAGAGUCCACCUAUCACCUCUACCGGGCGACAAAGGACCCCUUCUACCUUGCCGUUGGUGCCGAAAUUGUGUCAAAUCUUGACAAGUACGCUCGUGCCAAGUGAGUCUUUUCCUGCAUGAAGGUUGCCAAAUUUCUUCUAUCAUUACUCUGUCACUAUGCAGUCGUCAUGUUGCCCGUGCUGUACACCCGACUUCCGCAAUCCGUCUCUCCACGACGCCUUCGGUGCAUUAGGAAUUUGAAGGCUGUUAAUGUCGUUAGAGGACUAACCUUGUCAAGUCAUGCAGAAAAUAGUUAGGAUUUUGUCACCAGAGUUUCUGUCCUAAUUUCUGACUUAUAUGUGAAUUCGCGGUACCUUUUGGUGACACGAAGUAUGCCAGGUUCUACAUACUUAACUUCAAUGCUUGACAUUGAAGCAUUUGAUUGUACAGUGAAGUACGCGUAACAGUUUGUUGUUGUUUGUUGUUGUUGUCGUAACAGUUUGUUGUUUGUCCUAACUACUUGUAAUCCUCUCCUUUGUCCUGUUCACAUCCGAAUCUUUCUCUUUGCAGAUGCGGCUUUGCAACAAUCCACAAUGUGCAAGAUAUGUCCCAAGAAGACCGCAUGGAAAGCUUCUUCCUCAGUGAAACCCUCAAGUAUUUGUACCUGGUUCGUUUCUCUGCAUACAUUAGUUCCAUUUUCUCAAGCUACAAGAUCCGCCACUGACCCACGUUGUGGGCGCAACGCUCGUGACUUGCGCUACAUCCGUUUAACCUCUUCAUAAUGCAUUCCGAUGGCAAGACGAAGUCAAAACCAGAGCUGGCGAUCGUUCGAUAAUUGCUUUGGUUGUACAGGCCACACCAUUUUUCAUGGCUCUUGAGUAGAUGCCGCAAUUUAUAUAGCUCGUUUUCAACCUCUGUCUCGUCAACACUACUAAUCUUGGCGUCUUAGCUGCCUGCGAAUUGCUUUGCCUCCAAUUGGGUGUCAUAUAGAAUCAGCUUUUCUUUAUUUCGCGUUUCCGAUUAUUAUUCUGGCCCUAUAAAGCCCUCAGUCCAUAACUUUGCGGUUAGCGCCUCCCUCAUGCCAUCCCAUGUUAUUGCAGAAGCCUGGGUGUCCCACUAGAGUGACCUGGCGUUUCUAUUCAUAUUUCCGCCUUUAUAUUUUCUCUUUCUUUCUUCCUCUUUACCGCUGUUUAUCCAAACCUUGCCCCAUCAUGUAUUCGAGCAGUGCGGUGCACACCUGUGUCGUCAUUCUUUCGAGCUUCUCAGGCUAGUCAGAUAGCGAUAAGCAGUGAUACAUGACAAAUCCUGCUGUCUGACAACGGCUAAUAAGCCAGAAAUGUUCAUCACAGUCACCCUGUCUUGGCUGCCGUUUAUUCUUUCUAUGGGACACUGUGUGCACAUAUGCUUCGAAUCCCUUGUCUGACUUCACUCUGCUGUAGGCACCAUUAAAAACAACCCCGUUAUAAGCUACCGCAAGUCCACAGGAAUACGUAGCCGCUGCAAGUUGCUCAAUCAAAGAUAGUCAACCGGUAAAUGCACAAAAGGGGACGAGUUUAAGUUUGCCUCGCAAGGCGGUUUUGAAUUUUUUAGCGCUCAUAAACAUCCUGUACUGCAAAGACUAGUUAGUCCCGGAGUACUAAGGAAGUCCGCCCAAAUUUCUUUUCUGCUCCUUUCUCGCGACUUGACGUGGAAAGUCUUUUUAAUGUGGCUUUCCAUGGCUACUUAGCAUUGUUAGUAGGCAGUGUUAUUAAAUUGUACUACUUCCGGUUUUUGUGCAAUUCCUCAUACUUCUUUUUAAAAAAGCUAUUCGACGAAGAACAUUUAAUCAACGUCAACGAGGAAGACUUCCUGUUUACAACGCAAGCACAUAUACUGCCAAUUUCGAGGCUUCAUCAACUUGCCAAAUUACUGCCGUUUAAUCCCUUCCAAUCGUCAACAGACUGCACAGACGGUUCGCCGUGUUUUGUCACCUCUACCCCAGAGAGCUACCUGGUAAGCAUGUUUCUAUCAUUUUUGUUUUCUACUAAAUUUCAUGCGCAAGUUCUAGUUUUCUUCACGGUUAGCAUCGAACUCUAUGCGGCACUGCACUACACAUCUUAAUUUGCUUUAGGUGGUGUUCAAGUAUUGAUAGAUUUCGAGCGCAAUCUUACGCAAGUUCGUAUGCCAUAGUAUGUGGGCUUAUGACCACGCAUCCUUCCAGCUGCGCAUGUUAAGUCAACCCCUGAAGGCCACUACUUACAUAGUUUGUAUUUUUCUACCGACUUUCGAAGCUUGCUUGACUUCGCUCCUAGUUACCAUAAAAGAUGAAUAAAAGGGCGACACGUUGCUUUAUUUAGGGCCCCCUAGAAAGAGUCUGUCAAGGUUUUAAAGAGCCUCGUGCUUACCUGAGUGCGCCGACGUUUAUAUGGUCAUUCGUAUUGUUUGCCGUGCCGAAGUUUAGUAGUGUUACUGGAAAACCGUAAGCUACGUGAUGCGCAUGCAUUCCCGUAUGCCAUCCCCUUCCAAAAAUGUGAUUCAGCCCUGUGGCUGGGGAGUCCUAGUCAAAAUCCAAAGUAUUAUCAUACGUGCAUUAACUUGUGAUUCGGCUCCACCCUAUUUGGUAUGGCUAUGUCAUUUAGUUGAUUUCCUCUACCUGAAAUCCCAUCUAAAUUUGCAAGUGUACGAUUCACGAAUUUCGAUGCCCACUGGACUUCUCGCGGUUUAUCCAUCAGCAUCGGACGCAGGUCGAUGAUUAUGCAGGCGUCUGAAUGUAAACCAGCCAGCAUUUUCCCGAUCUCUGAACUGAGUUUCUCUGGCCUUUUGCGCACUUUGGUCUGUGAGUACCAGACCCCUCUGAAUCCAUCAGCGCCUGCGCGUUUUAUAGGCGGGCAUGACUGCAGACUGUUAAUCACGUCCCGGGAUGCUGGAAUAAGGAAACGGACUUCCGCGAAUACUAGCCCCGAUCCAAACACGAUUUUUGGUCUGACGAACAAAUAACCGAGGACCAGCGCAGUAGUACUGUCAGGAUACGGAGGCUUGUGGUCUAGAACGCCGACUACUCCAUACACUGCCUGGGAGUCCGAUUACGGUACUUUGACCCAAAAAUCUCAACCGCUGGAAAAAUGUUUUUUUUUCAACCCAUUAUGUAUUCUGGGCCAUAUAUCAAUCCGCAGGCCAAGUUACAGACCCCUAAAUCUGCAUCUGCUAAAAUCGCAAUUAUCUGCUGGUGCUACGGCGUCUACAGGAGUCGAGGUGUCCGGACAGGUGAUGGAUCAGCAAACUGUCCUGUCUCCAAUGCUUCAGGAACUGUGUUGCCUCGUGGUGUGCGAAAACGUACAUACCCAUUACUGCAGAAUCUAACCAUGGGACAAUGGUGCAAUGACGACUUAUCAAUCCCUCUUGAUGACAAUCAGCCCUCUCCCGAGGGACCAUUGAUGAUAUUUACGUGAAAUUUGUCUAAUGUGGUAGACUCGCGCAACAUCUGUCUUGUUUUCCAUUAUUUACGCUCACCCUACUCCACUGUCAGGACCAAAUCAGAACACUCGGAGAUAAGCGUUGUUAAAUCCAGAUCUGCCCCCAUCACCCAUGCACUCAUCCUUGCACAUACCACCCAGAUUUCACGAUUUCGAAUCCCACAUAGGCGAUAACUGCCCUAAAAGCCCAAUUAUGGAGGUACCACUACGGCUUCACCCUCGGUAUAGAAGAAGACAGAGCUACCCUAUCAGUUAUCAACUUUCCAAGCCAUGCCUUUAGUGCGUUCAUUUCACGAUGGCGAGAAAGUUAUGCACCAGAUCUAUACCGAUCCGGCCCCACACCCUCUAUCAGCUGUGAGAAGUCGCAGUCGUGUCAACUAGAUGUUAUGAGAUUAGGGGUCCUGGUGGACAUUAGUUAAAGCCCAUAUAAAGCACGUGUCACAUACCUGCUUGGCGCCAUUGAGAUCUUCCUCAACAGCGCGGCCCCUCCGGGCACAAUGUAGUAUGGAUGUCAACUGCUUCCGGGCUGCGCUUCACGGGCCAUGCCUCGCUCAACGUUGGUGUUAGGCCUCACUACCGCAUCAAUGUCGUUCACAACUUCGGCUGCCAGACAUACAAUCGCAGAGCAUAACCGGACCAAAUAUUAUAUUUUCUAGAAACCGGUGUCACGAAGGGUUGCAUCUGCGUACCCUCUUACUGUUACAAGGUGUACAGGUGUUGACUCACUUCUAACUGCGUGCGGUCUGUGCCAAAGUCAACUUUUUGUGAGCAGAGGUCGAUUUGGAAGUUGCAUUUCUGAAAGCCUUGAUUCGCUGCAUUUAUUUUACUGCUUUUAGUGUCCGGCUGUGGAAUCUACCUCUAAUGUCUUUGAGUGA